Syngnathus acus (greater pipefish) is the source of this 2988-nucleotide messenger RNA. RefSeq names its product somatostatin receptor type 2-like. Bases 491 to 1609 code for a protein of 372 amino acids. The transcript has 2 exons. The record is from RefSeq and is a predicted model, not a curated record. NCBI's taxonomy places the organism in Eukaryota, Metazoa, Chordata, Actinopteri, Syngnathiformes, Syngnathidae. Gene Ontology annotation, cellular component: neuron projection; membrane. Gene Ontology annotation, molecular function: neuropeptide binding; somatostatin receptor activity. Gene Ontology annotation, biological process: neuropeptide signaling pathway; cellular response to estradiol stimulus; cellular response to glucocorticoid stimulus.
GGGGGGUUAACAAGUGAUUUCCCCAGGCAGGGAUGAAGCUCAUCGUAAAUGAGCACACGCUUCAUUUCAGGUAGGGAAAUGUCAAUCAAGUAGUCAUCGGGGGGCUCGUGCAAGAUCUAGCAGAAUCCUCAGAGGAACCAACACAAAGGCUACGUUUCGAGAUGUCGCUGUUUCUAUUUUGAUUUCACAUUUUGUAGUUAAUACAGAGCAACGUUUCGAUGAUCUCGUAAUGGCGCUCCUGCGCCAUCAACCCCUAUUUGCUGGCCAAUGGCACCAUCAAGAUUGAACUAUUUGAACUCUACCUAGCAACAAGUGACUAAAUAAAAGUGAGACAUGAGCACCUGGAGUUGAAAUAUUUAUGAACUGUGCAUAGCAGCGAAUGACUGCGCCGAACAAAAAUUGUUUCACCUACUCACCAAACUUCAGCCGUCGUUUGUUGAGCAAACUGGCAUUCCUUGGACAAAGAUAGGAUGUUCUAAAUCCGAGCAUCAUGGACUCCUGGAUCUUGCCGUCAUCCCUCCCGAACACGUCGGGGCAGCUCAUGUUCGACAGCUUCCUGCCGGCGAACGAGUCGGACGCGCUGAGCAACGACACGGACGGCGGGAGUUUCGACGGCACCAGCACGGCGGUCAUCACCUGUAUGUACUUCCUGGUGUGCGCCGUGGGCCUGUGCGGCAACACCUUGGUCAUCUACGUCAUCCUGCGCUACGCCAAGAUGAAGACGGUCACCAACAUCUACAUCCUCAACCUGGCGGUGGCCGACGUGCUCUUCAUGCUGGGCCUGCCCUUCAUCGCCAUCCAGCUGGCGCUGGUCCACUGGCCCUUCGGCCCAGCGCUGUGCCGGGUGGUUAUGACGGUGGACUCGCUCAACCAGUUCACCUCCAUCUUCUGCCUGACGGUGAUGAGCGUGGACCGCUACCUGGCCGUGGUGCACCCCAUCCGCUCCACCGAGUGGCGUAAGCCCCGCAUGGCCAAGACGGUCAAUGUGGCGGUGUGGGGGGUGUCGCUGGUGGUCAACCUGCCCAUCGUCAUCUACAGCGGCGUCAUCACCAAGCACGAUGGAUGCUUCUGCACCAUCGUGUGGCCCGAGCCGCAGGAGGCCUACUACACCGCCUUCAUGUUCUACACCUUCGUCCUGGGCUUCUUUCUGCCGCUGCUGGUCAUCUGCAUGUGUUACCUGCUCAUCAUCAUCAAGGUGAAGUCGUCGGGCAUCCGCGUCAGCUCCUCGUCCAAGCGGCGGCGCUCGGAGAGGAAGGUGACGCGGAUGGUGUCCAUCGUGGUGGCCGUCUUUGUGCUGUGCUGGCUGCCCUUCUACGUCUUCAACGUGACCUCGGUGACAGGCACGCUCAGCACCACGCCGGUGCUGCGCAGCACCUUCGCCUUCGUGGUGGUGCUGGGCUACGCCAACAGCUGCGCCAACCCCAUCCUUUACGCCUUCCUGUCGGAGAACUUCAAGAAGAGCUUUCAGAACGUUCUGUGUCUCAAGAAGGUCGGCGGGCUGGACGAGGCCGAGCGCACCGACAGCCGCCAAGACAAGUCCCGCAUGAUGACCGACCCGACGGAAACCCAAAGUACUCUGCUCAACGGGGACCUGCAGACCAGUAUCUGAUCCGCCUCGGCGUGCUUGACUCAUCUUGGCUGUUCUCGUUUCUUUUUCCAUUGACAUGUUAACUUUUGUCACUUGCAUGAUUUUCAACAAUUGUAAAAGAUAUUUAAUUUUUGAGACGUGUUUUUUUUUGCACCCAGCUGUGUGCAAAACGUGAAUUUGAGAAGGGCUACGAGACUUUAACAUUCGACUCACGUGUUGGAUUGUUGCAUCGUGUUUGAUAAAAAAAUAAAUAAAUAAUGCUUUUACGUGACUAAUCGAAUUGUAGUAUAGUAGUGGAGCUUUGGGACACAUUUAGAGUGUUCUAUAUUUCCAUAGCAACCGUGAGCACAAGUGUUAGUCCCGCUGAAUAAUUCAUUGGCGUCAUAAUACAAGUAGCAACUCUGUGGGGUGACUAAUAGAAUUUUGGUGUAUUUUGUUUCUUGCUCUGAUGCUGACACUGCUUUUAUUUUAAUAAGGCUAUUUGUUGUCCCUCAGCAUGGGGCAACUUUUCAUGAAGUGGACUACUCACACAAAGUUUGGAAAAUUGUGCUUUUGGCUUUUGACAUUUAAGGAUGAAGAUAAAUUUAACUGUAAUCAACUUAGUGACUGAUACAAUUCUUCUUUUUUAUUUAUUUGAAUUAUUUUUUUUUGGUGUAUUUUGUUUCUUGCUGUGAUGCUGACACUGCUUUUAUUUUAAUAAGGCCAUUUGUUGUCCCUCAGCAUGGGGCAACUUUUCAUGAAGUGGACUACUCACACAACGUUUGGGAGAUUGUGCUUUUGGCUUUUGACAUUUAAGGAUGAAGCUAAAUUUAACUGUAAUCAACUGAGUGACUUUUAUUUGUUUGAAAUAUUUUAUCACUAUUUAUUCAAGAUUUAUAUGCUCUUUCAUGUGGUACAUGAAAGAAUAACUUUUCAUUUCCACUUCAAUACUGUACAUUAGAUUUUGAAUUUAAAUAUUUGUUUUUUAACUUUUAUUUCAGUGCUGUGGUUAACGUAUGCUAUUUAUUAUUAUUAUAUAUUUGAACUGAAUCUUUAAGUUAUUUUUUUAUAUUUAAGCACGAGUGUUUGUGUUUAAAGUGUGCUUAACGUUACAGUGGCUUGUAUACUUUUUAACUUCCAAAAACUGUCUUGUUUUGGAUGAACGCUUAGCCCUACUUGACUACUGUUCAAUGUUGGCCAUGGUCAUUUCUAGGUGGCAAAAAUUUUGCAAACUACCGCUGAACGUGGCGAUAUCAAGUAUUAAAAAAAAAAAAAACACGGCCAAAAUUUGUUGAUUAUACAUACGUAUACGUUUUUGUUUAUGUAUAUACCGAUGGAAAUUGUAUAGUACGUUAAAAUUAAAUAACAUGUACAACGUUUUGGGUGUAAAUAAAGUAAAUCACUGACUGCGAGCAGCAAAA